UGGACUAUAGGUUCAGUCCGCCGUCAUGAGCUAUACCGCUCCUAUCAACGCGCUUCGGAAUACUCCUUCGCCUUGCCUGUGCGACCUUUAAGUACACCACAAGUCGCGCUACAAUCUCCGAUUUUACGUCCUCCAUAAGCACGUGUAGUUGUCUAAGCCAGAAUUGUCAACUCCUCAAGGACAAGCGUUUUUCAAUCCUCGGAUUACGCCUCGAGGGCCCGUCCUCGGAACCCAGAACACAUUACCAUUAGAUCAACGGAGGUCUCACAGUUCACACGAGAAUGAAGCAGAGUUCGUCGAGACCUUGUAUAAGGACUCUAUGUUGCACAUCCUCUUCUACAUGCAGUCUUUACCACACUCCUUCAGCCAUCUCGGCAUCGUCACUCGUUUUCCGUCUUUUUCUGGUUUUGUUUCUUUCAAGGGCAGUGCCCAUCAUAAAUUUGCUGAAACAUCUUCAUCGUUUAUUCCGGCAGAGGCACCAGCAUGAAUAUCUUCAUGCUGCGUAGCCUUCUCCUGCUUCUGGGUUUCGCUUCUACCCUUCUGCAGGCCAAUGUUAUUCCACAGAAUUACCGUAACAGUCUAGCUCUGCGAGAUGUAGAACAACUCGAGGGUGUACCGGACACGAUCCUGCUUGAGCAUCGCGCACCCGCCGGAUCUAAGCCGAAGCCUAAACCGAAGCCAAAGCCCGCACCUGCACCUGCACCAAAACCGAAACCAAAACCCUUGCCAAAGCCUGUUCCUGCACUUUCCGCAAAGCCUAAGCCGAAGCGAGGUCUCCAGUGGUCAUAAGCAGCUGCGACUCCGUGUGUCCGUAGGCGGUCUUAGCAUUCCUACAACGUGCACCUUACCCGUGUACCUAAGGUACUUUUUU
This is a messenger RNA of Trematosphaeria pertusa, 871 nucleotides long. RefSeq lists its product as uncharacterized. The record is from RefSeq and is a predicted model, not a curated record. Bases 484 to 789 code for a protein of 101 amino acids. The transcript has 2 exons. NCBI's taxonomy places the organism in Eukaryota, Fungi, Ascomycota, Dothideomycetes, Pleosporales, Trematosphaeriaceae.